Messenger RNA from Diabrotica balteata, 2030 nucleotides. NCBI's taxonomy places the organism in Eukaryota, Metazoa, Arthropoda, Insecta, Coleoptera, Chrysomelidae. The record is from the annotation of a GenBank genome assembly.
CCGAUACGAAAAUACAGGUUAGAUUAGGUUUGGGUUGGGAGUUUUCUUUGAUUUGUUCGUGUGUUGUGCCCAAAAACUUCAGUACAAUGUCGGCUACCAGACUGGAGAACGGUGCGGGUGAUUAUAUUCAAACAGAAUUUAUAUCCGGCGUCGAUUUUUCAAAUAAAAACAAUACGAAAGAACAUCGUGCCAAUGGAGAAACUGGGUUGAAUGAACACAUAAAAUACAAGAAUGGAUAUAAAAAGUCGGUCAUUUCCAAUGGACAUGUCACAUCAUCAGAUGAAGAAACUACUAAAAAUAGGACAAAAAAUGGUUACAGAACAGACACAUCAACAGACGAACCAAAAAUCAGACAAAUCAAAGAAUCCUUCGAACCGCCUACGUUGAUCACAAAAGCACUCACCCAUAUCAGUUUCUACAUCCUCAUGUUCUUAGGAUACCUCAGCCAGGCGCUUUUCCCACCUAAGUUAGCCAAAGAAAAAAAUCGAGAAGGUUAUCGACCGUUAUACGAUCGGUUUGCUGCUUUCUAUUCCCAAUACGUAUACAGGCGUAUCAAGGACUGUUGGAAUUUACCGAUUUGUAGCGUGCCCGGGGAUGAAGUCGUACUUAAAGAUAGAAUUACGAAAGAUCACUGCUGGACCUUUGAGUUUACUGGUACCAAAACGAAAUGUAUAAAUUUGGCUUCCUACAACUACUUGGGUUUCGCAGAAGCCACGGGUCCAUGCGCUGAGCAUGCAAUUCGGACCAUUUACACCAAUGGCAUAAGUACCGGAAGUACCAGACAACAGAAUGGAACGUGUGCACUUCAUGACGAACUGGAGCAGCUGAUAGCCGAAUUCGUGGGUGCCGAAGAUGCCAUCACCUUUGGAAUGGGUUUCGCGACGAACUCACUUAACAUUCCCACACUCGCAUCGCCUGGUUGUCUGAUAUUGAGUGACGAGAAGAAUCAUGCCAGCUUGAUAUUGGGUAUCAAACUUAAUAGUCCCACCGUUAGAGUAUUUAAACACAAUAAUGUUAAGCAUCUGGAAAAACUCCUCCAAGAAGCCAUCUAUUACGGCCAACCCAACCAACCCAACAACGAGUACAAACCUUGGAAGAAAAUUAUUAUUUUUAUCGAAGGAGUGUAUAGUAUGGAAGGAACUAUUGGCCGCCUUCCGGAAAUUAUAGCUCUUAAGAAAAAGUACAAAGCUUACUUAUAUUUGGACGAGGCCCACAGCAUAGGAGCCAUGGGCAAGCACGGCAAAGGUGUUGUAGAUUAUUUUAACUGUGAUCCCAAAGAUAUCGAUAUUUUGAUGGGUACGUUUACGAAGAGUUUUGGAGCCGCAGGUGGAUAUGUUGCAGGUUCAAAGGAAUUCAUAUCUUUCAUUCGCGAACAUAGUCACGCGUCUCGCCACGCUUGGGCGAUGUCGCCGCCAGUCGCAGCACAGAUCAUAUCAGUUCUAAAGAUAAUCAUGGGCAAAGAUGGUACAAACGAAGGACAAAAGAGAAUCGAACGGUUAGCCAGGAAUUCCAGAUAUGUCAGGUUGCGUCUCGAACAGAUGGGUUUGAUCGUACACGGAAACCAGGAUUCUCCAGUAGUUCCGAUUUUAGUGUACCGUUAUUCAAACAUAGCCACAGUGGUAAGAACAUUAAUUAAAGAAAAAAUAGCAACAGUGGGCGUAGGUUAUCCAGCAACGCCGCUUGCAGAAUGCAGAAUAAGAAUUUGCAUAUCAGCGGGCCACACGAAAGAGCAGCUCGAUUAUGCCUUAACAGUCAUAGAACGAGUAGCAGACGAAAUAGGUAUCAGGUAUUCUAGAAAACCGAGAGAUCCAAAUCCGAUUGAUUACAACACGAUCAAAAUAUAUCAGGAUUUGUUUUAGGAAGAGACUUUUAGACGAAGCUUUAAGAGAACACCAGCCUGCGUUAGGAGGUUUUGUUGUUUUUAUAAAUUUUAUAAAAGCAUUUAAUAUUUGAUUUCCAUAGCUAUUUAUUAAGAAUCAUUUUUGGCUCUGUUUCAUUUUAAUACUUUGCAAAAUAAAAUAUAAAAACAG